CAAUAGGAAUCCAGAAUUCUUGACUUUUCUGUGUAGCCGGACCAGUUGGAGGCUGUCGUAGGCGUGCCCGCUGCUUGUGCUUUCCUUCAGUUUGAGCAGCGUGGAGUGAAGGAGAAGUACCUGAUUCAUUCUGCGGGAAUAGCGGCUUCUAGCUUCUUCAGAAUGGACUCCUCCUUGAAUGCAGCUCAAAUUCGCCAGAAGUUCAUUGACUUUUUCUGUCGCUAUGAGCACCCGUACGUUCACUCUUCAUCCACCAUCCCCCUGGAUGACCCCACGCUGCUUUUUGCCAAUGCUGGCAUGAACCAGUUCAAGCCCAUCUUCCUCAACACUAUUGAUCCAUCACAUCCCAUGGCCAGGCUGCGUCGUGCUGCCAACACCCAGAAGUGUAUUCGUGCAGGAGGCAAACACAAUGAUCUGGACGAUGUGGGUAAAGAUGUCUACCACCACACCUUCUUUGAGAUGCUGGGCUCCUGGUCCUUUGGGGACUACUUUAAGGAAUUAGCCUGUAAGAUGGCCUUGGAGCUGCUGACUCAGGAGUUUGGUAUUGCUUUAGAGCGCCUGUAUGUCACCUACUUUGGAGGUAAUGAGGAUGCAGGCCUGGAGCCUGACCUGGAGUGCAAACAGAUCUGGAUGGACUUGGGAGAGUCAGAGACGGAGCUGAAGCCGCUGCCUAAGAAGAGCAUUGACACAGGGAUGGGUCUGGAGCGCCUUGUGUCUGUACUGCAGAACAAGAUGUCCAACUAUGACACUGACCUUUUCAUACCGUACUUUGAAGCCAUUCAGAAGGGUACGGGUGCUCGACCUUACACAGGAAAAGUAGGUGCUGAGGACGCUGAUGGUAUCGACAUGGCUUACCGUGUGCUUGCUGACCACGCCCGCACCAUCACCAUCGCCUUAUCAGAUGGCGGUCGGCCUGACAACACAGGAAGAGGCUACGUGUUAAGGAGGAUCCUGCGCCGUGCGGUCAGAUAUUCUCAUGAGAAGCUGGGCGCUCAGAGAGGCUUCUUUGCCUCUCUCGUGGAUGUAGUGGUCGAUUCCCUGGGUGAAGCAUUCCCAGAGUUGAAGAAAGACCCAGAAAUGGUGAAGGACAUUAUUAACGAGGAAGAGGCGCAGUUCCUUAAAACCCUCAGCAGAGGGCGCCGUAUCCUGGAUAGGAAGAUAAUGAGUCUGGCUGACACAAAGACAAUCCCAGGUGACACAGCAUGGUUGCUGUAUGACACAUACGGUUUCCCUCUGGACCUCACCUCCCUUAUUGCUGAGGAGAAAGGCAUGGAGGUUGACCUGGCUGGCUUCGAGGAGGAGAAGAAGGCUGCACAGUUGAAGUCCCAGGGUAAGGGCGCGGGAGAUGAGGACCACAUCAUGUUGGACAUCUACGCCAUCGAAGAGCUGAGAAACAAGCAGAUACCCGCCACAGAUGACUCUCCCAAAUACAAUUAUACCUCAGAUGAAAACGGCAACUACCAGUUCCAGCAAACCUCAGCUACAGUGCUUGCCCUCCGUCACGACCGCGCCUUCUGCGAUAAGGUGACCACGGGUCAGGAGUGCGGCGUGGUGCUGGACCAGACGUCCUUCUACGCAGAGCAGGGUGGACAGACAUUUGAUGAAGGCUACAUGCUCAGAGAGGAUGACAGUACAGAGGAUCGCAUGGAGUUCUCGGUGAAGAAUACGCAGGUUCGAGGAGGUUACGUUCUCCAUGUGGGUACAGUCUAUGGCACACUGAAAGUUGGAGACCGUGUCACCUUACACGUAGAUGAGGCUCGCCGUAGACCCAUCAUGAGCAACCACACUGCCACACACAUCUUGAACUUUGCCCUGCGUGGGGUGCUAGGGGAGGCAGACCAGAGGGGCUCCCUGGUUGCCCCCGAUCGCCUGCGCUUUGACUUCACUGCUAAAGGUGCUCUCAGCACGGAUGAGAUCCACCGGACUGAGGAGAUCGCUUGUACCAUGAUUAAAGAUGCUAAGCCUGUGUACGCAAUGGAAGCAACCCUCGCAGAAGCCAAAGCGAUUCAGGGUCUGCGCGCUGUAUUCGAUGAGACAUACCCCGACCCGGUCCGUGUCGUGUCUGUUGGCAUUCCUGUCCCAGAACUGCUGGCCGACCCCAACAGUGCUGCUGGCUCCCUCACCUCCAUCGAGUUUUGUGGUGGAACCCAUCUGCAGAACUCGGGUCACGCCGCGCCGUUCGUCAUCGUCUCAGAGGAGGCCAUCGCUAAGGGCAUCCGCCGCAUCGUUGCAGUGACAGGAACAGAGGCCCAGAAGGCUCAAAGGAAAGCCGAUGCCCUGCGCCAGUCUCUGUCUGCCCUUGGAGACAAGGUGAAGCAGCAGACAAGCCCAAACAAGGACAUACAGAAAGAGAUUGCUGACAUGACUGAGUCGAUAGGCACCGCUGUAAUCUCUCAGUGGCAAAAGGAUGAGAUGAGGGAAACCCUGAAGGGCCUGAAAAAGACCAUGGAUGACUUGGACCGCAACUACAAGGCUGACAUCCAGAAGAGGGUUCUGGAGAAGACGAAGGAGGUGAUUGAAAGCAACCCAAACCAGCCGCUGCUCAUCAUGGAGAUGGAGACUGGAGCCUCGGCAAAGGCUCUGAAUGAGUCACUGAAGCUGCUGAAGUCGCAGUCCCCUCAGACAGCUGCGAUGCUCUUCACUGUAGACCCAGAUGCUGGCAAGAUCACCUGUUUGUGUCAAGUCCCACAGGAUGUGGCUAACCGUGGCCUGAAGGCCAGCCAAUGGGUUCAGGAGCUGUGUCCCCUGCUGGACGGCAAGGGAGGCGGCAAAGACAUGUCUGCACAGGCCACGGGCAGGAACACACAGUGCCUGCAGGAGGCGCUCCAGAUGGCCAACGAGUUUGCACGGCUCAAACUGGGGGAGAACUAAGAGGCGCGAGGGUGGGGUCUGUGUGGGAGGUGCGGUUACAAACAUAUCGGGGAGUGAAGUGGAAAUUAGUCUGAAAUCUUCAAACAUCCUGUCUUCGUUUUCCUCUCCUCUUUUAGACUUAGAAAGGCUGGAAAACUAGCAAAACUCAACCACUGAUGCUCAGCCAGCAAUAAAUGAGCCACUCGUCUUUACUUUCUGCUUUGCCCUGUUAAAACUCGUCUCUCUGGGAAUAACUUGAACACAUAAGAUCCACUCAUAACUGGAGGAUGGCAGAUGAUUUCUACUUUCCUGUUUCCAACUCAUUUUUGCAUGCAGAGGAAAAGAAAAGGGACAUACAUUUGAUGUAGCCUCCUACAAGUACUGUGCAGCUCAGAUAAAUUGACAAAAAAUUCCCACCUUGGAGCACAAAGUGGGCUUUCGACAUACCACCAUCCUGCCUCCAUGUUUAGUUUCAUCUCACUGUAGUCCUGUUUGUUUAGAAACAAGCCCCCAAGGCACUUUGUCCUUCUUUUGGCUUCCUGUACCACUUGGGCUCAGGAAUAACAGUAAAGUUGACCCAGCUUGGACACAGUAUAAAUAAUGUUUAUCCUUUAUUGGCAAAAAGCAGUUUGGCUCCGUCCAUGUGUAUGACAAAAGCCUGUGUGCUCUCCUGUGAUUAGCUGGACUUGAGUUGUACAGUACAUGCAGUAGCUGUAUUAUAGUCUUCAAAUAACAAGCCAUUUUCUGACAUGUAAUAAAAUAAUGGGUUUAAUUUAGUAAAUUAAGAAUUCACUAAUUGUAAAAUGAUCACGAACAUGUCUAGUAACCAAUCUUUGCAAUUUCAUGCUGCUGACAUUUAAUAUUGAUUAAUUAAAUGCAGAAAGUUUUGUUAUUGUAUCUGCUUCCUGUCACUGAAAUGUCACGUUAUGGGAUGGAAUAAAUACAGCUGACAAAUGCCA
Messenger RNA from Haplochromis burtoni (Burton's mouthbrooder), 3809 nucleotides. RefSeq names its product alanyl-tRNA synthetase 1 (gene aars1). Gene Ontology annotation, molecular function: alanine-tRNA ligase activity; ATP binding; nucleic acid binding. Lineage: Eukaryota; Metazoa; Chordata; Actinopteri; Cichliformes; Cichlidae. Gene Ontology annotation, biological process: tRNA modification; alanyl-tRNA aminoacylation. Gene Ontology annotation, cellular component: mitochondrion; cytoplasm. The record is from RefSeq and is a predicted model, not a curated record.